Sugiyamaella lignohabitans is the source of this 1614-nucleotide messenger RNA. RefSeq names its product Gtb1p (gene GTB1). Bases 1 to 1614 code for a protein of 537 amino acids. NCBI's taxonomy places the organism in Eukaryota, Fungi, Ascomycota, Dipodascomycetes, Dipodascales, Trichomonascaceae. Gene Ontology annotation, cellular component: glucosidase II complex. The transcript is spliced from 2 exons. Gene Ontology annotation, biological process: N-glycan processing. The record is from RefSeq and is a predicted model, not a curated record.
AUGAGAGUAUUUGGUCUGUCAAUAUCGGCUUUUACAGCGUUGACCUUAGCAUCCUCGGCAUGGGGACUAAGAGGAUUGCCUAAGGAAAACGAGAGUCUGUAUAAACCAGAUGAAAAUGGGAACUGGGCCUGUCUAGGGCAUCCCGAUAUUGUUAUUUCAUUUGACAAGAUAAAUGACGAUUAUUGCGAUUGCCCUGAUGGGUCUGACGAACCUGGAACUAGUGCAUGUGCUGCGGUUGCUCCUCCUGGUGGGGGGUUUUUCUGUGAAAACCCGGGUCAUUUCCCUGGUGUGCUACCCUACAACAGGGUGGAUGAUGGUGCGUGUGAUUAUGAUAUUUGCUGUGAUGGCUCGGAUGAGAAAGAGGGCGUUUGCAUAAAUAAAUGUCAAGAAAUUCAUGAUGAAUAUAUCAAGGUACUUAAAUCUCAGCAGGAUGCACUGGAAAGAGGAUUACAGGCAAGACAGAAAUUGGUAGCCCAGGCGGCUACCGCCAGAGAUGAGCAGCAAAAAGAAAUCGUGAAAAAGGAGAAGGAAUUAAAAGAAAAGCAGACAUUUCUAGAAUCUCGCCAAGAGAUAUUAGAUCGCCUUGUCGAGACACAGGAACAGGAUGUUUCGUCUGGUAAAGUAUCAAAAAGCAAAUCACCAGAAGCAAUUGAAAAAGUGGCAAUUAAGCUAGAAGACUUGAAAAGAAGCUACGGCGAAUUUGCGUCUAGAUUACAAGCAGCGGAAUCAGAUAGAUCGCAGCUUGAUCGGAUUUUCGAACAAUUGAAAGAUACAUAUAACCCCAAUUUCAACGAUCCGGCCGUCAAAGAUAGCAUUCGCUCUUGGGAGGAAGUUAAAAGUAAUUCACAACUAUCCUCAGAUGCUAGCUCUGUGAACUUGGAUACCGAAUCUUUAGCGGCCUUGAUUCAGGAACUUCAUGAAUAUAGAGACGAGUCAUCAGCGGUAUUGGAACGGCAACAGUCUAUUGCUAAAGGAGGGACUUUUUUUAAGAUUUUGUCACUGUUCGUUCCGUCAUCCAGUCAACAACUGUUGGCUAGCUAUCUUUAUGAGCUCAAGGUAUGGCUCGCUAGACAAGGUCUCGCUGCUUACCCUCCAAUGGAUCACCCAGGUAGUGGCCAUCAAGCAGGAGAAUAUUCGGAAUCCAUUGAAAUUCGAGACGCUCGUAAAGUAGUUGAAAAUAUUCAAAACGAGAUUAACGAUAUUCAAUCUGCCAUAGAAACCUCACUUAGCGACUUAUCUGCAGAUUAUGGUCAGAACGAUGUCCUUCGUGCUUUACGCAAUGUUUGUGUUGAAAACCCAGUGGGUGAGUACGAUUAUGAGGUUUGUUUCUUUGGUCAAGCAAGCCAAAAGGGUAAAGGCUCGAACACUAAUCUCGGUACAUACUCGAGCCUAAAACGCGAAUCCGACCAUUUCGUUAUGACGUUUGAGAACGGCGCAAGAUGUUGGAAUGGUCCGAUACGCCGUGCUCAAGUUAAUGUAUAUUGCGGAAGUGUCUCCGAGAUAUCCACUGUUAGCGAGCCGGAAAAGUGCGAAUAUUUCUUCAAGAUGACAAGCCCUGCUGCAUGCGACCCCAAUCUGAAGGUUGACGUUGAAAUUACCCAUUCAGAUUUAUAA